AUGUCAGAAAUAUUUCAAAGUUACUGGAACCUGAGCUAUGAUCGACAAAGAGAUUUUAUAAGAUGCAAUGCAAUUAUGACUGAAAAGCGUAGAAAGACAAAAAAACCAGAAGAGGAGUCAAGAAGAAAACACACCAUUCACUACUAUCUGCCUAUAGAUGAAUGUAAGGUAGAGGUGUGCAAAAAGACAUUUUUAGGAAUAUUAGACAUUGGAGAAAAAACAGUCACAUAUACAUUAAACAAGAAAAAGAACCCCUUCACUUCCACUGAUAAUAGGGGGAAACAUGUUCCAAAAAAUAAAAUUUCAGAGAAAGACAAAGAUCCUAUCAGGGAACACAUUCGUUCUUUUCCGAAAACAGAAUCACAUUACUGUAGAAAAUCAACCCAGAGAGAAUAUUUGGACAGCUCUCUCUCCAUUAGGAAAAUGUACUAUCUGUACAUAGAAAAAUGCAAAGAGGACCACAAUGAUGCACAAAAGUUCUGGCUUUAUGAUAAAAUUUUUGCCACUGAGUUCAACUUGGGGUUUCAUAAACCCAAAAAGGAUGUAUGCUCAUUUUGUGAUGCAUAUGGAAAAAUGUCUGAGAAAGAAAAACAGGAAAAUAGGAAUGAAUUUGAAAAGCAUCAGCAACGAAAGCAGGAAGCCAGAAUGCAAAAGCAGGAAGAUAAGCAAAGAUCGAUGGAAAAUGAAAUGAUCAAAACUAUAAACUUUGAUUUGCAGAAGGUACUCGUUACCCCCAAGGCUCAAAUUAAUGAACUGUACUACAGCAGAAAACUUGCAACUUACAACUUUACUAUAUUUGAUGUUGUAUCCAAAGAAACUGUCUGUAAUAUGUGGUGGGAAACCAUAGCAAAGCGGGGAAGUUGUGAAAUAGCUUCCUGUCUCCUAGAUUACAACAAAAGUGUUGGGUCUAUUGAUGAACUAGUGUACUAUUCAGACAGUUGCACUGGCCAGCAAAGAAAUCCGCCAUUUAGUGGAAUGUGUCUCUACUCUGUGGUUAAUUUCCCAAUUCAAAAAAUAACACACAAUUAUUUUGAAAGAGGACACUCACAGAUGGAAGGAGAUUCUGUACAUGCCACUAUUGAAAGAUCAACAAAACAUUCAGAUAUGUUUUCCCCAAGUGAUUGGAUGGUUGGUGUCCGCAAUGCUAAAGUAAACCCACCUAGGUAUGUAGUGAAGGAGAUUGGAAAUAGGGAUGUUAUGAAUUUCAAAGAGCUUACAGAUGAUUGUAUAGGCAACAGGAACCGUGCAGAAGAUGGAUCAAUAAUGAAAUGGAAUAAUAUUCAUUCAUUCCAGUAUCGAAAGGAAGAGCCAAACAAGAUAUUCUUCAAAUACGAAAUCAGUCAGCGAGAGUAUAAUUCCAUUGAUAUUCGAAGUGGACGAAGAGGGGCGAAACUUAAGAACAUGAAAAAUUAUCAUCUGAAACCUCUUUACUCUUCCUUAGUCCCAAUCUCAGAUGCCAAAUUCAAAGACUUAAUGGGUUUGUGCAAGAAAAAUGUAAUUCCCCGUGUUCAUCAUGAUUUCUACUCCCAGCUCCCUCAUAAGGGAAGUGUCUGCAAUUCGUUGGAGGAACCUGAUGAAAAUGACGACUCAGAUUGA
Messenger RNA from Magallana angulata, 1596 nucleotides. RefSeq lists its product as uncharacterized. The coding region runs from base 1 to 1596 and encodes 531 amino acids. The record is from RefSeq and is a predicted model, not a curated record. The transcript has a single exon. NCBI's taxonomy places the organism in Eukaryota, Metazoa, Mollusca, Bivalvia, Ostreida, Ostreidae.